CAUAGAGUGCACUAGUCGGCAAAGAAAAGUGACCACAACCAAAGCCUGUUCAGCCCUGUGAGUGGUGGGACCGCGAUCAAACGGACUCGGUUACCUUUCGCGACUGUUUACUACCUGGAACAGACAGCAAGCGGAUCAGCGGGAUUAUAAGGAAUCAUUGUUGCCGCUGCUUUUUUGGACACUUCCAAGUGCGCACGGCUGAUCUAUGAGUACACAGAGAGGAUUUUCACACUCAACACCAGACAGAGGGAACAGGGAGUGAUUCACCCCCUCCUGCCUGCAGCCCCCAUGCCGGGCAUUAGCUCCACCGCGCCUCGAUAUGAAAACUGGGACAUGGACCACCUUGACCACUACCAACAUUAUUUCUACGACGACCACCACGAUCCGGACGAGGAUUUCUUUAAGUCCACAGCGCCCAGCGAGGACAUAUGGAAGAAAUUCGAGCUGGUACCAACCCCGCCCAUGUCGCCUAUCCGGGCAGUGGAGGGGUCGGGCAGGGUCGGGCUGCUUUGCCCGAGUCUAGGGGACAAGCUGGAGUGGGUGUCUCAGUUCUUGGGGCAGGAGGACGAGCAGCAGCAGCAGCAGCAGCAGCAGGACCUGCCCUGCAAGCUGACCACGGCCAAUGACUCUUUCGGGAACCUGAGCUCCAUUAUCAUCCAGGACUGCAUGUGGAGCGGCUUCUCGGCUGGACAGCAGCUGGAGAGAGUUGUCGGGGAGCGCUGCGCGUCUUUACCCGGGACGGGGGCGGCCGCCGCCAAAGUCGCAGCCGGUUCUGCCGUCACAUCCCCGGGGAGAGCGCAGACCGCCCCCGCCGACGCCUCGGCUCUCAGCGGACUGGCGUCGGACUGUGUGGACCCGGCUGCGGUCCUCACUUUCCCGUUAUCCGGGGGAUGCAAGAAACAAGUGUCCUCUGGUUCAGAGUCUCACAGCGACUCAUCAGAUGAUGAAGAUGAGAAAGAUGAUGAUGACGAGGAGAUUGAUGUGGUGACCGUGGAGCACAAGCAGCAGCAGCAGCAGCAGCAGCAGCGGCGCAAACCUCAUCGACUGGUCAAAACUCGCAAACCGGUGACCAUCACAGUGCGAGCGGACCCCCUGGACCCUGGCAUGAAGCGUUUCCACAUCUCCAUUCACCAACAGCAGCACAACUAUGCUGCGCCCUCCCCAGACACACUCCCCCAACCAGCCGAGCCACCUCGGAAGAGGGUCCGACAGGAGGUCUCCACCCAGGCCUCCCAGCUUCACCAGAACUCUCAUUACCAGCAGCCCCGGCCUGGCAAUGCCCCCCUGAACUUUGACAGCAGAAAGUGUCAUGUGACUGGGAUCAGGUCAGAAUCACCCAACCUCAGCGCCUCCUCUCCUACCUCCUCAGCAUCCCCUUCGUCUCCUCCAUCCUCCUCCUCCUCGACAAGCUCUCACUCCCUCAGCUCUCCGACAAAGCCCCACUAUUUCCCCCACCUCUCCAGCCCGCAGUCCUCAGACUGUGAGGACACGGACAAACGCAAGGCGCACAACUUUCUGGAGCGCAAGCGGCGGAACGACCUGCGCUCGCGUUUCCUGUCCCUGCGGGACGAGAUCCCCGGCUUAGCGGACUGCCCAAAGACGCCGAAGGUGGCAAUCCUGACGCGAGCCACGGAGUACUUGCAUCAGCUGCACGCCAGCGAAAGGCAGAAGGCUCAGGAGCGGAAGCAGCUGAAAGCCAAGCAGCUGCAGCUACUGCAGCGGCUGGCACACCUGAAGCGAUCCUGAGCGGCAGGGUCGGCUGUCACACACAUGUACACUCACAGAACUGUACGGGACGACAUGAAGGACAAAAGACACUAAAGUUCACUUUGAAUUGGUCACGUUGGAAUUGUGCGGGUGGAUUUUUGUUUGUUUGUUUUCUACUUUUGUGGUUUGCACAUUAGCUUCUGAGUGAUUGACAAGGUCGUAAGCCAGUCAGGACAGCAAGCUAGGGACUGAUUAUAUGGGUUAUCUUACGGGCAGAUUCAUAUGUCCAUGGUUACUCAAUAUAGGUUUGUUAAACUGUUAUAUCCCCCUUGAUUAAAAAAAAAAAACUGAAAAUCUACUGCUUGCUACAUGAAGGCUUGUUAUUCUAGCAGCAAAACUGCUGCAUGGUCUGCUCAGACGUCACCUUGGUCAUGAAUGAGCAUGGUGUGCUUGCACAGCAGUGAUGUCUCUACUUUCUGUGUGUCAUCAGGCUAAAAGCAACCUUAAGGUUCAUGUGUUUGGCACACAACUUGUACAUUUUGUUAUCAGGUUGUGCCUUUUUUUUUUCUGCUUCAGUUUUCAUUUCCUCUCUCAUGCUCCACAGCAUGUAACCUUCACUCUGAUUCUUCUUUUCCAUGUCCUCAGUUGAACAAUCAAACUUUGUGCUUAAUGGUAAUGGGAAUGGGGACGUGGGCUGUAGUGGGACUAUAUACAGAGCCUUGCAACAAUAAUGGAAACAACAACUGGAAAGAUACAAAAUACACCUCUGAAAAAAAAGCUCAGGAUAAGUCCUCGCUUCAGUGCCUGCAGGGUUUCCUGUUAUUACUUCAGCUUUUCUAUCUUGCAUCAUCAAUGUCUGGGAAGCAGCACCAUGUUCGCGGAAACAGCCCGGUUUUGUAGCAGUAUUUGGAGACGUUAAGAAAAUCUAUUGCCGUGCAGGCAUUGUUUGAAUUUGAUUGUCUUAUCAAUUUUUAAACACUUGCAAAACUCUUACAGGAUCCAUAGAUAUCACUCUAUAUGUAAUAUGUGUGCCAUGGAGACGAGCUAAAAGGUGAAUAUUGGCUUCAAAUGAACCACCAAAAAAUGUGAAAUGGCUUAAGAAGAAUCUGUAAUUUUUAGCAACAUGAAAAAGGCCAAUUUUUUUUUUUUUUUUUGCUUGGAGAUGAAGCCCAGUGAGUUCCAACUGUACGUGUCUUUCAUCUUGCUGUUUGAUUUUUGUGAGUUGAUUUCUUUUUGUUGCAUUCGAUGUAAAGCCUAUAGAAGCCUUUCAAUGUACGUAGAUUAUCCUGUUGGAUGAUAUGUAUAUAGUACCCUUUACUGUACAGUCCUUCCAAACCAAAACCAGAGCUGUCUACUAAACUCAUCCUAGUUUUCUUUCGGCCCUGAGUCCUGACCUGGGGCCUAUAGCUUGCCGGCUUUUCAAAGAUAACUCAAAGCUUCUAUUUUUGUUAAUAAAAUGAUUAUGAAAAAGAGUCAAAAUAAAACACUUACUGAACAUUGA
This is a messenger RNA of Labrus mixtus (cuckoo wrasse), 3208 nucleotides long. It is a transcript of the gene myclb, whose product is annotated as MYCL proto-oncogene, bHLH transcription factor b. Gene Ontology annotation, molecular function: RNA polymerase II cis-regulatory region sequence-specific DNA binding; protein dimerization activity; DNA-binding transcription factor activity, RNA polymerase II-specific. NCBI's taxonomy places the organism in Eukaryota, Metazoa, Chordata, Actinopteri, Labriformes, Labridae. The record is from RefSeq and is a predicted model, not a curated record. The transcript has 3 exons. Gene Ontology annotation, biological process: regulation of transcription by RNA polymerase II. Bases 289 to 1746 code for a protein of 485 amino acids.